Messenger RNA from Budorcas taxicolor (takin), 1182 nucleotides. RefSeq names its product TATA-box binding protein like 1 (gene TBPL1). Gene Ontology annotation, biological process: DNA-templated transcription initiation. The coding region runs from base 199 to 759 and encodes 186 amino acids. Gene Ontology annotation, molecular function: DNA binding; general transcription initiation factor activity. Lineage: Eukaryota; Metazoa; Chordata; Mammalia; Artiodactyla; Bovidae. The transcript has 7 exons. The record is from RefSeq and is a predicted model, not a curated record.
GGCUCCUAGCAACCGGCCGGGGCAGGAGUUCCAUGGAGACUGGGGAGCGUGCUCGCCUCAUCAUCAUCCUUAUCCUCCAGCUUAUCCUUCGCGUCCGCCGCAACCGGCAGCAGCGCUGCCGCCGCGUCCUCUGCCGCCGCCCGCUCUUCCCACGGAUGUGAUCUUCGUGGUGGGAAGCCAAGUUUUUAAACUACCCCAAUGGAUGCAGACAGUGAUGUUGCAUUGGACAUUCUAAUUACAAAUGUAGUCUGUGUUUUUAGAACAAGAUGCCAUUUGAACUUAAGGAAGAUUGCUUUAGAGGGAGCAAACGUAAUUUAUAAGCGUGAUGUUGGAAAAGUAUUAAUGAAGCUUAGAAAGCCUAGAAUUACAGCUACAAUUUGGUCCUCAGGAAAAAUUAUUUGCACUGGAGCAACAAGUGAAGAAGAAGCUAAAUUUGGUGCCAGACGUUUAGCCCGUAGUCUCCAGAAACUAGGAUUUCAGGUAAUAUUUACAGAUUUUAAGGUUGUUAACGUUUUGGCAGUGUGUAACAUGCCUUUUGAAAUCCGUUUGCCAGAAUUCACAAAGAACAAUAGACCUCAUGCCAGUUAUGAACCUGAACUUCAUCCUGCUGUGUGCUAUCGGAUAAAAUCGCUAAGAGCUACAUUACAGAUUUUUUCAACAGGAAGUAUCACAGUAACAGGACCCAAUGUAAAGGCUGUUGCUUCUGCUGUGGAACAGAUUUACCCAUUUGUGUUUGAAAGCAGGAAAGAGAUUUUAUAAUUCACCACUUAAUUGGUUAGAAUCCUUAACUGAGCACCUUUUAAAACCUGCUGCACAUUGGACUCAAAAGGAAAACCGGACCAACAGUAACUGAGGAAAUAGACUCUUUUAUUCUUUCAUGGCUACAGUGUAAGCUCCAGGCCCUUUGGAUUUUAUUUCAAACCUUGCUGUAAUAUAAAAAGGAAGUUUACAAGACGUGACAUUGCUGCUUUUACAAAAGGACACUUCUAUUUAUUUUCGCAGUGAUUUUCAUGUCCCCGUGAGCAGAGCUGUCGCCGUGUGCACUACCGCAGAUCGCUUUGUUGUUGUCAUUAUUUUUUUUCCAGUUUGAGCUAAUGUGUUUUAUUUGUGAAUAGUCUUUUACAUUUUUGUAUGCUGAAUAUGGGCACCAAAGAACCUGUCAAAGUUAUCUUUUUCAAUUGA